ACCGCCAGUGGCCUGCGCAGCAUUAUUUCCUGACAAAGAAUCAUACCUGCAGUUACUGACUUUUUCAAGUUGCCGCCAUUCAACCCCACCCCAUCUCUGGCCAUUUGAUUACUCGUCAGCUUGCAAUUUGUUCGAGGAGCUUGAACGUCGUUGGCGAACCCCUCCACGAAAGCUCGACCCCACCAAAACAUUCAAUCUUUCUGCCCUACUUCACAUAACUGCCGCCUUCACCUGAACUGAUCUGAGACUUUCACUGUCUCCUCCUAGGCUUAGGACGUCUGCUGUGGUUAGGGCUGUGCAGAGGACAGUAUUGCUGAUUUCUGGACCGGGAUGUCGGUUUCCAUACAAGAGUUGGACAACACUGUCCGAGCCUUCUAUGAGGGCAAAGGAGACCUGCAAAAACAAGCCCAGCAGACUUUAACGGAGUUCAAGCAAAACCCGGACGCUUGGUUAAUUGUAGGGAACAUCCUUCAAGAGUCGUCGUAUCCGCAAACCAAAUAUCUUGCUCUCCAAGUCCUUGACGAUGUCAUUAUGACUCGCUGGAAAGUCUUGCCAAGAGAACAAUGCCUAGGUAUCCGGAACUUCAUUGUUAACUUCAUCAUCGAGAAUUCCAAUUCGGAAGAGAAGCUUAGAAGUGAGCGAGCCUUCCUGAACAAACUCAACCUAGUCCUUGUCUCUAUUCUGAAGCAAGAAUGGCCACACAAUUGGCCAACCUUCAUCAACGAGAUCAUUUCGUCGUGCCACACGAGCCUGUCGAUUUGCGAAAACAACAUGUCCAUCCUUCGAUUGUUGUCGGAAGAAGUCUUCGAUUUUUCCCAGGAUCAAAUGACUUCGGCGAAGGCGCGGAAUUUGAAAACCUCCAUGACGCAAGAGUUCUCUUCGAUUUUCCAGCUGUGCUCAGAAGUCCUCAGCACUGCGAACCAACCCAGCCUGGUCAAAGCUACCCUAGAAACCCUUCUCCGAUUUUUGAACUGGAUUCCGCUAGGGUAUAUUUUUGAGACAUCCAUCAUCAACACUCUCAUUACCCGCUUCUUGGAUAUUCCCGACUUUCGGAAUGUGACUCUCAAGUGCCUCACCGAGAUUGGGGGCUUGCAGAUCGGGAGCCCGUAUAAUUACGAUGAAAGGCUGAUCCACAUGUUCACGGAAACUCUGACAAUUGUUUCAAAGACUAUCCCACUGUCAAUGGACCUGAAACAGACAUUCGCUAAGAGCAAUUCGAGGGACCAGGAAUUUGUGCUAAACCUGGCACUGUUUCUAUGCAGCUUCUUCAGUGCCCAUCUCACCCUCGUCGAGAAACUUCCGAACCGGGACUAUCUUACCCAUGCGCAUUUCUAUCUCAUCCGUAUCAGCCAGAUCGAUGACCGGGAGGUAUUCAAGAUCUGCCUGGAAUACUGGACCCGGCUUGUUCAAGAGCUUUAUGAAGAAAUGCAACAACUCCCGAUCACUGAUAUUAACCCCUUGGUGAGCAUGGGUGUUAGUGGUCUAUCGAAUGGCGGAGCGCCGCACCCUAGUACAUUGGCCAACUAUCCUCUCCGCAAGCACAAAUAUGAGGAGGUCUUGUCAAGCCUACGUACUGUCAUGAUAGAAAAAAUGGUGCGCCCAGAGGAAGUCCUUAUCGUCGAGAACGACGAAGGGGAGAUAGUGCGGGAGUUCGUGAAAGAAAGCGACACGAUCCAGCUCUACAAAACAAUACGGGAGUGCUUGGUUUACCUCACACAUCUCGACGUCGUUGACACCGAGAAUAUCAUGAUUGACAAACUGGCCAAACAAGUCGACGGUUCCGAAUGGUCGUGGGCCAAUUGUAAUACGCUCUGUUGGGCGAUUGGGUCAAUCUCUGGAGCCAUGAACGAAGAGACUGAAAAGCGCUUUCUUGUCACUGUCAUCAAGGAUCUCCUUGGUCUUACAGAAAUGAAGCGUGGCAAAGAUAACAAGGCUGUCGUGGCUAGUAAUAUCAUGUACAUUGUCGGGCAGUAUCCUCGCUUUCUGAAGGCUCAUUGGAAAUUCUUGAAGACAGUGGUCAAUAAGCUUUUCGAAUUCAUGCAUGAGACGCAUGAAGGUGUUCAGGACAUGGCUUGCGACACCUUUAUAAAAAUUGCCAAUAAGUGUAGACGCCAUUUCGUUGCACUGCAACCGGGAGAAAAUGAGCCAUUCAUCGAAGAAAUCGUUCGCAACAUGAGAAAGAUUACUUGUGACCUUUCUCCACAGCAGGUCCACACCUUUUACGAGGCAUGCGGCUACAUGAUUUCCGCACAAGGGCAAAAGGGUCUCCAAGAUCGAUUGAUUGAGAAUCUCAUGUCCCUGCCGAAUGCCGCCUGGGACGAGAUCAUUGCGCGGGCCAAUCAAAACUCGUCAAUUCUCCAGGAUGGGGAAACAAUCAAGAUCGUUGGAAAUAUAAUGAAGACAAAUGUCGCUGCCUGUUCGUCGAUUGGAACUUACUUCUACUCUCAACUCGGGCGUAUUUAUCAUGACAUGCUCAGCAUGUUCCGAGCGUCCAGCGAGCUCAUAAGUGGCGCUGUUUUGCAGGACGGAGAAAUUGCCACGAAGACCCCCAAAGUGAGAGGGUUGAGAACAAUCAAAAAAGAAAUCCUCAAACUUAUUGACACUUAUGUACAAAAGGCUGAUGACAUGGAAAUGGUCAAUGCCAAUGUUGUUCCGCCGCUUCUCGAAGCCGUUUUGCUGGACUAUAGCCGGAAUGUUCCUGACGCACGAGAAGCCGAGGUUUUGAAUGUGAUGACAACAAUCAUUCAUAAACUACAUAACCUGAUGGAAGACAAAGUCCCAUUGAUCAUGGAGAGUGUUUUCGACUGUACACUGGAGAUGAUCAACAAGGACUUCCACGAAUAUCCCGAACACCGCGUGCAGUUCUUCAAAUUGCUUCAGGCGAUCAAUUUAUAUUGCUUCCCUGCCUUACUCAAACUCGAUGCCACCCAGUUCAAAUUUGUGAUCGACUCCUGCAUGUGGGCAAGCAAACAUGACAAUCGCGAAGUUGAGAACACUGGCCUUACGAUGUGCCUUGAGCUCAUGAACAACAUGGCAGAAACGGAUGCUCAAACAUCGACUUUCUUCUUUCGUCAGUUUUAUAUUGCGAUACUACAGGACGUAUUCUUUGUUCUUACCGAUAGUGACCACAAAGCCGGUUUCAAGUCACAAGCAAUGCUCCUGUCGCGCAUGUUUUACUUCGUCGAAUCCGGAAAAUUGCAGGAGCCUAUCUAUGCCCCUGAGCAAGCCCCUCUUGGAACCUCCAACAAGGAGUUCUUGCAAGAAUACGUCGCAAAUCUCUUGCAAAAUGCUUUCAAGAACCUGCAAGAAAUUCAAAUCAAACAAUUUGUCAUCGGACUCUUCACGUUCAACGAUGAUUUCAAUAAAUUCAAAACCCAUUUGCGGGAUUUCUUAAUCUCCCUCAAAGAGUUUGCGGGCGACAAUGCUGAGCUGUACGCAGAAGAGCGAGAGCAGGCUUUGCGAGACGCCAAAGCGGCCGAGCGCGAUCGUGCAAUGAGAGUCGGAGGUCUUUUAAAGCCAUCCGAAAUGGACCAGGAAGACGAGCUAUGACUAGAUAAAGAACUACGCCCUGAGGUCCCUCCACAGCUUUCAGUUCUUGACAACGUUGCUGGUGGCAUGGUGAAGUCAGAGUCUACCUGUAACAAGGACCAGCUCGAUGGCUGGUCUUUUUACGGAAUUUGAACCGAGGAAUUACUUAGCCUUCAAUCACUGAUUUCAGGAUGAGUGUUUUCAGUACUCUUCUCUUCCCCCCUUUUUUUUGUGACAAAGCCGGCUUUACAUUAUUUCCGCUGCAUUUUAGCUGUAUCUGCUAUGCGACCUUGGAUCUUGUUUUGCCCAGCAACAUAACGCUGAUAUCAGAUGGACGUUUGGUUCCUGGGCUAAGACUGUGUCGCACAUGACAUGCAACUAGUCAAUGACGGAAAUCCGGCUCCUAAAAUCAUAUUUCCUGUUCAUUAUUGC
Aspergillus steynii IBT 23096 is the source of this 3960-nucleotide messenger RNA. Its product is annotated as exportin CRM1. Gene Ontology annotation, cellular component: cytoplasm; nucleus. The transcript is spliced from 11 exons. Gene Ontology annotation, molecular function: nuclear export signal receptor activity; small GTPase binding. Gene Ontology annotation, biological process: ribosomal small subunit export from nucleus; protein export from nucleus; ribosomal large subunit export from nucleus. The record is from RefSeq and is a predicted model, not a curated record. Bases 331 to 3549 code for a protein of 1072 amino acids. Lineage: Eukaryota; Fungi; Ascomycota; Eurotiomycetes; Eurotiales; Aspergillaceae.